Messenger RNA from Cylicostephanus goldi, 864 nucleotides. The record is from the annotation of a GenBank genome assembly. NCBI's taxonomy places the organism in Eukaryota, Metazoa, Nematoda, Chromadorea, Rhabditida, Strongylidae.
UUGCAGUUUGACAGCAUUUCUUUCCAGGUUGGAUUCACCCUGCUAUUCAACCUGGAAUGUCUGAUCAAGAUUGUCUGUUACGGGUUCAGAAAUUUCCUGCGAAGAGGAAUUUUCAAAUUUGAAUUGAUUUUAUGCAUUGGCAGCUCGUUGAAUGCCAUCAAAUAUUUUUAUGAUAGGAACUAUUUCACCUACUUUCAAGCAUUUCGUCUUCUUCGACUGAUAAAGGCAUCUCCUAUACUCGAGGAUUUCGUGUGGAAGAUUUUUAGUCCUGGUAAGAAACUCGGAGGUCUCGUGAUCUUCACUAUAACAUUCGUUAUCAUUGCUUCUGCCAUCUCCUUGCAGCUCUUUUAUGCUGUUCCAAAUCUUGAAUAUUUUCACACCUUUCCUCGGGCAUUUAUGUCGAUGUUCCAAAUCAUAACUCAAGAAGGAUGGACCGAUUUUGUGGUUGAAGUGCUCCGAGCCACAGAUGACAAACUUGUGCCUUUCGUUGCUGUCUACUUCGUUGCAUAUCAUCUUUUCGUUACUUUGGUGGUCGUUAUUUCUCUUUUUAUGACUUUUGUUACGUUAGCACCCAUCAUUAUUUUGAUACUUUAUAUUCAUGAUACCGAAAUAAUCGGAUUUUUCAAUCAAGAAAAAUGCAAAGAAACAGUCGACUCCGAGUUUCCCAUGCCAAAAGUUCGUGAUAGUUUUGCCCAUCAAUUCGCGCUGGAGGGUGUCGACACCGAACUAUACGAUCAAGAUGAAGACCGUCCGAAAACGGUGCUACAGUUGUCUAACACGAAGCGUUUUCACCGAGAUGAGCCGCAUUUUCGACACAUCGGGAGUGUCUCUCUGAAGACAAGCAUAGCAAACCUUCUAGAGUGA